AUGACGGACAGGCAAACUCCCUUUUCAAUCAGUCUCUUUGGCAGCCAGGCAGGCGAUGGCCCUCAAGAUGCAGCAGCGCCCUCGCGCGUGCAGCAGACGCUGGUGGAUUUUAUAAUGGAGUUUACGCUCGAUAAUGUCUUCGUCUACAGAGAUCAAAUACGGGAAAAUGUGCUCUUGAAGCAGUAUUACUGUGACAUUGACGUUGCCCACCUGAUUAGUUACAACCCAGAGCUCGCACACGACCUCAGACAGAACCCUGCUGAGAUAAUCCCACUCUUUGAAGCGGCCCUCAAGACGUGUACGCAACGUAUCGUUUACCCGUCCCAGAAGAACAUCCAACUUCCCGAGCAUCAAUUGCUCCUCCAUUCCAAUGCCUCAGAGCUCUCGAUCCGCGACUUGACAGCGAACAACGUCUCACAACUCGUCCGUAUACCGGGCAUUAUCAUUGGUGCUUCAACAUUAUCAUCCAAGGCUACAGCCCUCGCUAUUCGGUGCAGGAAUUGCCAGGAUGAGAAGAUGCUACCUGUAUCUGGCGGUUUCGCCGGAAUCUCUCUGCCAAGGACAUGCAGUAGGCCACGAGGAGAGGGCGAAAGUGGAGACAAAUGCCCGCUCGAUCCAUACUAUGUCCUGCACGAGCGCUGCCAGUUUAUCGACCAGCAGGUGCUCAAGCUACAGGAGGCGCCAGAUCAAGUACCAGUCGGUGAACUUCCUCGGCAUAUCAUGAUCUCAGCAGACAGAUACCUGGCGAACCGUGUCGUGCCUGGUACACGAUGCUCUGUCAUGGGUGUGUUUUCCAUCUACCAACAGAAGGGCUCAAAGCGUGCGGGCAACGCAGCAGUCGCCAUCCGCAACCCCUACAUACGCGCCGUUGGCAUUCACGCAGAAGUUGAUCAUGGUACCAAAGGCAACGCGGUGUUCACAGAGGAAGAGGAGCAAGAAUUCCUGGAAAUGAGCAGAAGGCCAGACAUCUACCAGGUCUUUGCCCGCUGCAUUGCGCCCUCGAUUUAUGGAAAUGAAGACAUAAAGAAGGCCAUUGCCUGCCUGUUGAUGGGCGGUGCAAAAAAGAUUCUGCCGGAUGGAAUGAAGCUUCGUGGCGAUAUCAAUGUGCUUCUGCUCGGUGAUCCAGGUACUGCCAAGUCGCAAUUGCUCAAGUUUGUUGAGAAAGUCUCGCCAAUUGCCAUCUACACAUCCGGAAAGGGUUCCUCCGCAGCCGGUCUGACAGCUUCCGUUCAACGCGAUCACAACACGCGUGAGUUCUACCUCGAAGGUGGUGCUAUGGUUUUGGCAGAUGGCGGCGUUGUCUGUAUCGAUGAGUUUGACAAGAUGAGAGACGAAGAUCGAGUGGCUAUUCACGAAGCCAUGGAACAGCAAACUAUCUCCAUCGCGAAAGCAGGCAUCACCACGAUUCUCAACUCAAGGACAUCAGUACUCGCAGCAGCCAAUCCCAUCUUUGGACGCUACGACGAUAUGAAGACACCUGGCGAGAACAUUGAUUUCCAAACUACCAUCCUCUCGCGUUUUGACAUGAUCUUCAUCGUGCGCGACGAGCACGAUCGCGGCCGUGACGAGAGGAUAGCGAAGCACGUCAUGGGCAUUGCCAUGGGUGGUCGAGGCGUCGAAGAGACGGUGCAGGCUGAGAUUCCAAUUGACAAGAUGAAGCGCUACAUCACAUACUGCAGGCAAAGGUGCGCUCCACGACUGUCGCCAGAAGCAGCUGAAAAGCUUUCGAGUCACUUUGUUAGCAUCAGGCGGCAAGUACACGCCUCGGAAAUCAACGCAAACCAGCGAUCUAGCAUCCCGAUUACAGUUCGUCAGUUGGAAGCCAUCAUCCGUAUCACCGAGUCGCUAGCCAAGCUAUCUCUGAGCCCGAUAGCAGGCGAGACGCAUGUCGAUGAAGCGAUCCGCCUGUUCCUCGCAUCUACCAUGGAUGCUGUCAAUCAAGGCGAAGGCCAGAGCUCAAAGGAGCUCAUGGAUGAAGUCAGCAAGGUUGAAGAUGAGCUCCGCAGACGCAUGGCUGUUGGAUGGCAAAUCAACUUGUCCACGCUCAAACGCGAAAUGGUUGACGGAAAGGGCUACUCUGAGCAAGCUCUCGCAAGGGCUCUACAUGUGAUGAACGCUCGUGAGACGAUUAGAUUUAGACAUGGAGGUAGCGUUGUAUACAGAGCCAGCGCAUAG
Messenger RNA from Pyrenophora tritici-repentis Pt-1C-BFP, 2175 nucleotides. Its product is annotated as MCM2, ATPase involved in replication control, Cdc46-Mcm family. Gene Ontology annotation, cellular component: MCM complex; nucleus. NCBI's taxonomy places the organism in Eukaryota, Fungi, Ascomycota, Dothideomycetes, Pleosporales, Pleosporaceae. The record is from RefSeq and is a predicted model, not a curated record. Gene Ontology annotation, biological process: double-strand break repair via break-induced replication; DNA replication initiation; DNA replication. Gene Ontology annotation, molecular function: 3'-5' DNA helicase activity; ATP binding; single-stranded DNA binding.